AUGGAUGUGGAUUUUGACAACGCACUGAACGGCCAAGUAGGAGGUUUCGACCAAUUUUUUGAUGGAACAACCAAACAUGCGGAUAAUGCGAUUGAUUUCAGUGAUGAAGAAGAACUUGCCGACGAAGAGGUUGGAGAUGCACCACAAAGGAGAACUGACGUAGAUGAUGAACAUAAGCCUCCUGAAGGUACAUAUGAAAUGAAUUUGUCGGGUAGUGAAAAGGAAGACCUAUUGUUUAAAAACUUGGAAAGAGAGGCCAGUGAAGGAACCGAGUUGCCCUUACCUACAAUAGGCGGACUUAAAGUUCCCAACUUUGACAAUAACAUUGGCUUGAACGAGACAAUUUCAGAACGCAAUGAGUGUAAUCAAAUCUCUAAUAGUCAUUUCGUGAAACAUCUUGAGAAGACUAUGAUCCGAACUCAAAUGCUUAAGUAUUACUAUCCAAGCUUCCAAAAAAGUAAACCUAUAUCCUUUUCUUCUUUGUUUCCACCGCCACUUGCAAGUUUUCAACUUUAUGAUGGCCGUGAUUGCACACCACUUUUACCACUGAAGGCUCUUCAAGAAGUUGACCCAGAUGAAAAAAAGAUUUUCAAGUCUAGCUUUAGUGCACAUCAGUCGAAAGGAGAUAAGCGAUCCCAAUCAGUGAAGCAUAUUGAACUAAUGGAACUAGAAUCUAACAAUACUCAAAUUCCUCCAAGGAAACAAAAGGAGACACUAAAGCAUUUAGAUCGUAACAUUGUACUCUCCACCCUUAGUUGGGAUGAUACUGAGCUUUUAAGUGACAAAUUGGAGGAAAGGCACAACCGCAAUCGCACAAAACCAAAUUUUCAACAGAUGCAAUACGAUGACUGGGAUGUGGAUACGGAUAUGAUACUUGAGGGGACAUUAGACACUUCAAGAUUGAACUUAAAACUUGAUAUGAAUGAUCCACACCUUUUAUUUUUGAACCAAAAACACAAACCUUCACCAGCUGGAAAAAUGAAUGCUCGUUUUCCUAUGAAUUCGAAGUCGUUUGAAAUGAAGUUCAACAUAUCAAACGACAUGCAGUAUCAAAUGCUAAAGGACAAUUAUCAAUCCAAGAUUAGAUCGACUAUAGGCAAUCUCUCCAUUGACCACAGCAUACCCGCAACAAUUUUGCAGACGCCAUUUUACAAAGUUAAGCUUUCGAAGCAGGAAUUACGUCGAUUCCAUCGCCCGGUAUUCAAUUCUCGCCCAAACUCAACUAUUUUAUUUUCAAAAAUUAAAACCAGAAAAAAGAAGAAAGAUAGGGGCAAAGAAACCAAAGAAUUGUUUAAAAAGUCAGUUGAUCUCACCUUGGGCGAUUCAGCCAGCUUUUUUUUACUGGAGUAUUCAGAAGAACAGCCAGUAGCACUUUCUAAUUUUGGAAUGGGCUCUAAAUUAAUCAAUUAUUAUCGAAAACUUAACGAUGAUGACAACAGCAGGCCAAAACUACCAGUGGGAGAAACCCAUGUGUUAGGUGUUCAAGAUAGAUCACCGUUUUGGAACUUUGGCUUCGUAGAACCUGGAAAUCUUGUGCCCACAUUUUACAACAAUAUGGUCCGCGCCCCCAUUUUCAGGCAUGAGCCAGAAGAAACAGAUUUUCUGCUGAUCAGAAGCUCUGGAGGAGGAAUAAGUCCUCGGUACUUUUUAAGAAGCUUAGAUCAUGUUUUUACUGUUGGACAAACGUUUCCUGUUGUUGAUGUUCCAGGUCCACAUUCUCGUAAGGUGACAAGUACUUCAAAAAACAGACUCAAAAUGAUUGUUUAUCGAGUGCUAAAUAAAAAUGAGAGACAUAGACUAGUGGUUAAAGAUAUUUCAAUUCACUUUCCUGAUCAAAAUGACAUGCAAAAUAGACAGAGGCUAAAAGAAUUCAUGGAAUACCAAAAAAACGGAGAGGAUCACGGGUUUUGGAAAAUCAAGGGGAACGAAAUUCUUCCUGGAUUCAAAGAGAUUCAACAAAUGAUACAGCCCGAAGAUAUUGCCUUACUGGAAGCUAUGCAAUUUGGACAGUUGAAUCUUGAGGAUUACGAUUCCUUGAGGGAAGAGACACUGAUUGGACAAACAACAGCAACCACAGAAGAAGCUCUUCAAGUUCAAAUGGCUCCAUGGAGCACUACUAAGAAUUUUAUCCAAGCAACUCAAGGAAAGGCUAUGCUGCAAGUACACGGGAUAGGUGAUCCCUCAAAGAAGGGAGAAGCAAUUUCUUUCUUAAGAAUCUCCAUGAAAGGUGGCUUCAAAUCUAGCAUGGAAGAUAUUGUGGAAAAAGCAGAACAAAUGGAUAACAAAAAAUCACAAGGGCACAGUUAUAAUGUUGCUGUCCAACAGAAGAUGUAUGAUGAAGAAAUUUCCAGAGUUUGGUAUGCUCAACAGAGAGCCCUAAGCAAGACUUCGGACAUGAUGGAAAGAGAACUAGGACCUACAGAGGCACCAACUGCUUCAAGCGUUUACGAUGAUCAGAAUCAAAUCACUGAAAUGGCGAAAACUUUGGAAGAAUUUGUGUUGAGUCCUCUACAGACAACAGUUUCAUCUGUAAAACCAGCAUCUAUUAAAGAAAAAAAACAUAUGAAAAUUACCCGGAUGGUGCGGGAUCAAAAUGGGAUACUCCAACGUCGCACCCAAUUAGUGACUGAUCAGAAGGUUAUUGCUGCUUAUAUCCAACGCAAACAGGAACAAGAAAAGGCCGAGAUUGAUGCGGAGAAAAUAUCUUUCACUAAUGACGAGGAACAGAAUAGACGAGCAAAAAAGAUACUUGAAGAAGAAUUAGAAAGGCUUGAAAAGUCAAAAGAACGUCGUAUUGCCAGAAAGAAAUUAAAGGAAGGCUUACCAGUGGUUAGUAGCCUGAGCAACACUGAUUCUGAUGCAAGACUGAGUGGUAAAGGUAUCGGAAAAGGUAAGUCCACGAGUAGACGUUGUGCAACAUGCGGUGCGUUAGGACACAUUAGAACAAAUAAGGCUUGCCCAAUGUAUUACUCUGCAAUGAACAAAAGCAACCCAAACAUGUCAGAUCUUCCCGUGUACGAUAUACAGUACUGA
Messenger RNA from Komagataella phaffii GS115, 3033 nucleotides. Its product is annotated as TFIID subunit (145 kDa). The record is from RefSeq and is a predicted model, not a curated record. Gene Ontology annotation, biological process: RNA polymerase II preinitiation complex assembly; transcription by RNA polymerase II. Gene Ontology annotation, molecular function: RNA polymerase II general transcription initiation factor activity; histone acetyltransferase activity; RNA polymerase II general transcription initiation factor binding. Lineage: Eukaryota; Fungi; Ascomycota; Pichiomycetes; Pichiales; Pichiaceae. Bases 1 to 3033 code for a protein of 1010 amino acids. The transcript has a single exon. Gene Ontology annotation, cellular component: transcription factor TFIID complex.